Messenger RNA from Babesia ovata, 402 nucleotides. RefSeq lists its product as uncharacterized. The coding region runs from base 1 to 402 and encodes 133 amino acids. The record is from RefSeq and is a predicted model, not a curated record. The transcript is spliced from 2 exons. Lineage: Eukaryota; Apicomplexa; Aconoidasida; Piroplasmida; Babesiidae.
AUGAGCGACACCGCGGCGUUUGAGACGAGCGCCGGAGCCACCGUGUCCGUGGUAAGCUCCCCGAGAACCUUCGCCUUGGCUUUUGCACGCGCGAGCCAUGUGGAACCCCUCGUACGCCUCGAAGAAGUAGGAGUAGGCCGUGCCGUAAUCCUUCUCGCUGAGGCACACCAACCCGCUGAGCAGGUCUAUUUCCGCGUUGACGUACGUCGGCGUGUUGAUGUUGGACGCGAUGUUCUUGGCGUUGCUGAGUGCGAUCUUCAUGCGCACGACGUUGCGCACAAGCAGGCAUGCCUUUGCCUGCACCAGGUAUAUGUCCAGCAGCAGCGGCUUGUCCUCGAGCGCCUUAACCUCCUGCUGCAGCCGAUCGAGUGUGCUAAGGGCAGCGGAGUAGUUCCUCCGUAG